UCAUGCUGUUCCGAAGCAUUAAUUAAAAAUCACAGUUGGAAGGAUAUAAAAGCAUUCCCAAUCUUCCCUUGCUGUAGUAAAAAAUCAACCGUUGCUAACUAAGGAUGUUCGGAAAACUAAAGCUUCUCUAUCCGGCUUCGCUGGAGACACCCAUUCGCACCAGGGACUCCAACGCCUACCUUCUGGACACGCUUCGAAUGUCGGGCCUUAAUCUCGGAGAGAAAUCUGGCGUGGCAUGGAAAAUCUGGCGAGUCAUUUCCUAUACCUACAGCAUGUUGAUCCUACCGAUCAGUUUCCCCAUCAACUACACUAUUCAUCUGGCCGAGUUUCCGCCAGAUCUUCUACUGCAAUCCCUUCAGUUGUGCCUGAAUACUUGGUGCUAUGCGUUCAAAUACUUCACCCUGGUCAUAUACACGCGCCACUUGGAACUCUCCAAUAUCCAAUUCGAUGAAAUGGACAAGUUCUGCGUGAAGGCAGAGGAGAAACGCAAGAUCCGUGACUCUGUGGCCGCCGUAAACAGGUUGUACAUGGUAUUCGUGGUAGUCUACAUUUUGUAUGCAACUUCUACGCUAAUGGAUGCACUCAUUCAUGAUCGCGUGCCGUACAACACGUAUUUUCCGUUUGUAAACUGGCGCCUUAGCCGUACCCAGCUCUACAUUCAAUGCUUUCUAGAAUACUUCAUAGUGGGUUAUGCCAUUUACGUGGCCACCGCUACCGAUUCCUAUGCGUUAAUCUUCGUGGCGUCUUUGCGCACCCAUAUCACAUUGCUGAAGGAAAGGAUUAUUAGUUUGGGAAUAAUUAAUAACGAUGGGGACACCGAUGCGGAUUCAGUAUUCACAUUGCUGGUGGAUUGCGUCAAGGCCCACAGAACUAUGCUGAAUUUCUGCGAUGCCAUUCGACCCAUCAUAUCGGGCACCAUUUUUGCUCAGUUCAUCAUCUGCGGCUCCAUUUUGGGUGUCAUUAUGAUCAACAUGACCCUGUUUGCCGAUAAGUCCUCCCAGUUUGGAACUGUGACCUAUAUAAUGGCUGUGCUGCUGCAAACCUUUCCACUGUGCUUCUACUGCAACGCCAUCGUGGACGAGUGCAAUGAGCUGGCCGAUGCUUUGUUCCACUCGGCUUGGUGGAUGCAGGAGAAGCGAUACCAGCGAGUGGUUCUCCAAUUUCUGCAGAAGUUGCAACAGCCGAUGACAUUUACGGCCAUGAAUAUUUUUAACAUCAACCUGGCCACCAACAUCAAUGUGGCCAAGUUCGCCUUCACCGUCUACGCCAUUGCCAGUGGCAUGAAUCUUGACCAGAAACUAAAUAUACAGGAAUGAGUUACUAAAUAUUAUUCUUAGCCCCACCACAAGGUAAACACGAUUUGUGUCUUGAACUUAACACUUUUUCUUCGAAGUAUUAUUUGUAAUUGUA
This is a messenger RNA of Drosophila bipectinata, 1410 nucleotides long. It is a transcript of the gene Or43b, whose product is annotated as Odorant receptor 43b. The record is from RefSeq and is a predicted model, not a curated record. Gene Ontology annotation, biological process: sensory perception of smell; detection of chemical stimulus involved in sensory perception of smell. Lineage: Eukaryota; Metazoa; Arthropoda; Insecta; Diptera; Drosophilidae. Gene Ontology annotation, molecular function: odorant binding; olfactory receptor activity. Gene Ontology annotation, cellular component: plasma membrane.